Messenger RNA from Glossina fuscipes, 2904 nucleotides. RefSeq names its product condensin complex subunit 3-like. The record is from RefSeq and is a predicted model, not a curated record. Lineage: Eukaryota; Metazoa; Arthropoda; Insecta; Diptera; Glossinidae. The annotation marks the transcript as partial. Gene Ontology annotation, biological process: mitotic chromosome condensation. Gene Ontology annotation, cellular component: cytoplasm; condensin complex; condensed chromosome. The transcript has 7 exons.
AUGGAUCAUGACGGUUUUAUUUACACAUUUGUUAAAAUGAUUAAAACGGCUAUGGGUGCAGAUGAGACGAAUGAAUACGCGAACAUGACUCUGAUGUUCUGCGCCAAGUUUAUUACGUCCUUCGAAGGCGAGGAAACUCAUCCUGUAAUGGUGGACGUCUUCCGAUGGCUUCUGACGACAAUUUCCUAUAAUCCGAAUAUUCGGUUUCGUUUAUGUCAAUUUGUUAAUUUGAUCUUGAAUGCUUUGGGUCAAGAAGCUACACUAGAUGAUCCAAUUUGCGACAGCAUUAUGGAAUAUAUGGUAGGUCGUUGCGUUGAUGUGUCGCCCAAUGUCCGCGUCCAAGCUAUCUUGGCAAUGCAACGUUUGCAAGUACCCGAUAAUCCGGACGAUGCCGUGUUACGCAUUUAUCAAUACCACCUAUGCUCCGAUCCUUCGCCCAGAGUACGUCAAACCGUUAUUACGUGUAUGGGUCGCAAUUAUCACACGAUUCCGUACAUUUUGGAUCGUCUUUCGGAUAUUGAUGAAAAGGUACGACGCCAUACUUAUCUCCACAUGAGCAGUUAUCCUGUUCGCUCUUACAAGGUAUCGCAGCGGCUGACGCUACUAGAGCAAGGCUUAAAUGAUCGUUCGGAUUGUGUUCGCAAAGUGGUCACGAAUAUAAUGCUACAACAAUGGAUCGAGUCGUAUCAAAAAAAUUUGGUUGCUCUGAUUGAAGCUCUCAAAUUAGAUUCAACUCCUGCCGAGAUUGACCGUUUUCGUAAAAUUUCAAGACAAGCUCUUAAGGAUAUAUUCAAACGACAGGAAAAUGCUGAUCUGGUAUCAUACUUAGUCCUUGAAACAGAAGGUAACUUUUAUAGGUGUGUACCUCACGAAAAACUCACAAUGGAAAUGGCUCUUUACUGGCAAUGUUUGGUGGAAUAUUUUCAAGCUGAUAUGGUCGAGGAACUUGACCUUAUUUUACCCGAAUUAAGUAUAUUCUGUGCCUAUGUUGAAACUUAUUGUCAGAUGCAAAAGGAUGAAAUGGAUAAAUUCGAGCUUAUGGAAUUCCAAUAUAAGCUGUUAUCGCUUGUAGAAAUUUUAUACUCCUUUGAUUUGGGAGAUGAAAUAGGCCGAGGGAACCUACAGAAACUUUUAGCAAAACUUGUGACGAAUUUUAAUUUGAACGAAAAAGUUAUUGAAGUAAUGAUUAGAUGCUCUGAAAAUUUGUUAACAGAUCAAAAUGCGAGACAUCAGUUUUUCUUGGAUAUAAUACACGAUAUAUGUGGAUUGAAUGGCAAACAGCAAGAUUUGGUACAUGAUCGACAUCUCAUCAGUGAAUUGCUCGCCAAUUCAACCGAUGCCCAGUUAAAUCUAAAACUCUCUUCUCUAAAAGUGAAGAUCCUCGAUUUGGAAGAACAGGAAAUGAAUUUUGCGCAACAGAAAGACUCUGUGCGAGUUCAACAAAUUGUCGAAGAAAAAAAUAUGGCAACUGAAGAGUUCACUAUUUUACUUCAACCCCUAUUAGAAAGAUACAAUGGUGCAUUAAGUGCUUCCGCUCAACCUCAAUUUUCUAAGGUCGUCAAGAGCGAGUGCAUACUGCGUAGUUUACAGAUUGCGUUUCACAUGGUUGUUUCCAAACGUGUAACGUCAUUAGGCCACGCUACAUGCCGUCUUUAUCAUGAUUUCAUUUUUCGUCAUAUUGCUUCUAACCAAAUUAGCAUACGCGACUGGGCUUUGAAAUGUGCUGCAGCCUUUAGUAUGCACUAUGAACCGUUGGCUAAAGAUGUAUUUAGUGAAUUGUAUUCGCAAUUUUUUAGAAAUCAUAAUAUACGUAUAUGGGAGACGGCUAUUACUUGCAUAUUCGAAUUACUUGAUAUUUAUGGGGUUGAAAAUUUUGUGGUACAGGACGAACAAAGCAAGUCUAAAAAGGCUGGCCGCCAGCUUUAUACAACUUUGGAGUUUGUAGACGGCAGUGAGGAUGAGCAACUAUCCACGGGUCUCGGCCAAGGUGUAGGAGUUAUCUAUAUGAUGUCACAUUUUUUGGAUACAUGCGAGGACGCUUGUAUAGUCAGCGCAAUCGUUAAUGGAUUCUGCCGUCUCAUCUUGCAUGGCCAAAUCGACAAUCGGGAUAUAAUGGAAAAGUUAUUAUCGCGUUACUUUAACCCUAGUACUGAACCUGAAAUAAACCAAAUUUUGGGUAUUUUUCUUGAAAAUCUUAUACAGAGUAGAAAACAAGCCAUGCUCCAGGUUUGCAUAAUGGCAACGAUUAACUCGAUCCUGUCAGCUCCCUAUGAUAGUCCCUUGCACGAUAUCAGACCUGACACAAUAACACGAUUUAUAAUCGAUGCUACUCGGCCAGACUCUGGCGCUAAUAAAAACGAAGAAAAUAUCCAUAAUCAAUUGGCAUUAACCUUUCUAAAUGAAAUGGUUUCCAAUGCUAACAACAAAGAACUUUGCAAGCUUUUGGCCAAAGAGUUACUGACAUUGGAAGUGAACGUGCAAAAAGAACAACUUAAAAAUGAAAUGAAGGAAUUGGCCGAUAAAUUGAUUCAGAGCAAGCUCGACCCGCACACUACGAAAAAAAUCAUCGACUUCAAGGAUAUGCUAGAUGGUGUUUUUAAUCCCACAUCAAAGAGGCCUACUGGCUGCUUAGACUCUGAUUAUGAUGAAGAGGAGGAAGCUGAAGCUGGUACUUUUGGGACAGAGCAUUCUAGAGACCAAGAACAGGGUAUACAACCCAGUUCUACGGACAAUGUGACUACUAAUAAGCCUACUGGGAUCCAAGAAAAGGCGGAGUGUAUUGGAGCAAAUAAACCUAAUGACGAAGAUAGUAUACUGAUAGCCGACGGUGACCCAUCCGUAUGUACAGACACACCGACGACAUUCGGAAGCGACAACAAUACUAGCCACCGGUUCUUGCGUAAA